GAGAAAAAAAAACGCCAGAGGCGAUUUAAGCGGUCUGAAUCUUCGCACAGGCAGCAAACGCGAGAGCACUUAUCGCUCACAGGAGCUAGCCAUCCAGCAGCAGCAGAAGCAGAAGCUGCUUUUAGAGCAUCGCGUGUGUGAAAAGUGAAAAGUGAUCCCCGAUUCAUGAAAAAGGCGAAAAAAUUUUCCUGCACAGCAAGUGCGGAAUGGACUCGAAACGCCAUUAAAUCGUCGCGUGCGUGCGGUUGUGAAGGCGAUCGGAGCUAAGCCAGGUUCAGUGUGAUCGGAUAUCGUGGGUGCUAGAAAGGACUGUCCCGAUAACGCGUGAACUGUGCCCAUUUGCUUGCGAUAGAUCUCGAACGUGUAGACUUUUGCGUUUCUGCCUGGUCUUUUUCCUGGUUGGUGAGGCGAAGAAAAAAAAACGGACGGGGCGUCGACUUGUACGGUGCGAAGGAACUUUUCCCUUUCGGAACAUCCUUGCGCCGUGGUCAAAGUGAAUCUCGUCGAGAUGAAAAUGGGGAAAUCACGGAUUUCUCGGUGAUUUUUUCUAGGGAGGGGAUCUAGUGAUGUAAAAAGUUAUCGAAAAUGGAAGCUUUGUUGGAAAAAGGAUAACUAGCUGAAAAGCAUGCACCAACAUGAAAGUGUUAAUUAUGAGUGAUAAGAAAUAUUUCUAAGUGGAAAGAAAAAAUCUUUGCGGCAGAAAUCGGUGUUACGCACUAUCAUUUUGUCUAGCAGUGAUGAGAUGGUCGCUGAUAAGUCCUUCCAUUCGACGAUGAGUGAUGGCGACGAGAAAAAGAAGAAGUAUGGUGUUCAUAACUGAAGCUCGGCCGCCUCAGCGAAGAUCCAAGAGAAAACUGCAAGUGUAAAUCGAACACCACAAAAUGAAGUGUGAAAUAAUCUCCCAGUAUAAUUCCAAAAAACAUUGUUUCAUAAUGUCCCAAGGGAUAACUAUUGUGACCAUAAAUCUAUCCGAUAAAAUUUCCAGCUGAACAUUUUUCCAUCAAAAAACAGUGCGAGUACUACAGCAGGAGUAAAGGAAGUCGAAGAAAAAAAAAGGAGCCGUCGUAGUGGAGAAGCAGGCUGUGGAGUUGCAGGAGCGCAAGGAUUUUCAUCUGUAAGCUCCUCCGAUUUUCGAAAGUAUACACACACAGCAUCCACCACCCAUCGUCAUCUACUCGGCUCUCGAAAUCUUCUGCCGAAUCUCUCUGUCGCUCUCGUGCUCGCACCAUCCUUUCGCGAACCAACACCAAUGCAACCGCAUACCAACACUACUGGUGCGAACUUCGCGGAGAGUACUGUGAGAAGGUAAAAUACUAAAAAUCAGCCACAACAACAAUAACAACAAAAACCUCCAAAAAAUGCCAAAACCUACGACUUACGGAUUAACCUUAGCGUCAUUGCUGGAUGCUGGUAGGUGGCGAACGCUAGAGCUGAUAGUUCUAGUUCUAGUAUGCCUUCUGGACCAGGCGGCAGGGCAGCGACCGCUUAGCAAUGCUACCUUCGGUUCAUCGCACAACUCAACGGGUGUGAUCAAUGUCCUGCAAACCUCGACAACCAGACACCCACCGGAGCUGGAGGCAGAACACCACCAGCAUCCGGCGCACAGUAGCAGUGCCAGCAAUCAGAUCGUCGAGGACAACGUUAGUGGUGAAAAUGGCAUUCCACCACCGCCACCCAGCAUUAACGAAAUCACGUCCGAAACGGGGCCCCGCAAUGGGGCUCUUGAUAUGGUCCAGCGCAGUCGGAGUAUCAACCCUUACUUUCCGACGCCGGCAUCUGCGCAAGGAUCCGGCGGCGACGAUGGACACAACAGCCAACGAAAUUUACCGUUCAACCCACGGCGACGAAAACCGAUCUCCGGGAUGUCCGAGCUGCGUAAAUUCAACCAGCAGAAAAUGGCCGCAGCGGCCGCUAAUGAGAACGGCAUCGAGCGGGGGAACGACAGCAGCUACUCGCGGCAGCACUUUCUCGGUAGCGGUAAUGUCGGCAUGCCGGUGCAGUCACCCGGUUGGGGUGGGCAGCGACGCGGCCGGCCGUACGAUAACCGGCAGGGAGACGAUCCAUUGCGGACGAUCCGGGAGAAGUUUAACAAUGAGCGCUGGCACAAUCCAAUGAUCGAUCGCAGCGAAAUCGACGACAUUCUCGGCGUAAAGUGCAACUUCGAAACCGAGUGCGCCUGGACCUGGGAUGAACACGACCAGAACGGUUUCCAGGUGGUAACCGGUGCCAACCUAACGGAAUCGAACCGUACCGGCUUGAUGCCGGGACCUCCAGCGGACGCGCUGAGCGAUGUCAAUGGACACUUUCUGCAUCUGCGGCUCACCGUGGACAGUACGCCGCAGAUCCUAACGUCACCGGUGUUUGCGGCCACGAGAGAAAACUGCUAUCUGGAAAUGUUAACCCACCAAAGUUCGAUGGGUUACGGUAGCUUAAGAAUCGUGAUCGAAACUAUGGGGGCCCAUGAAUCUUCGUGGGUACCAGCGGAGAUAAUGGGUAACGAUCUCCGGCGAUGGCAGCUGAAUACGUUUCGAAUCGAUCGGAUUUCGAAGGAUUUCAAAAUACUAUUCGAGGUGGUACCGCAUAAGCUUGGUGGGCAAGCUAGGGGUCAUGUCAGUAUCGAUAACCUACGGAUGGUGAACUGCUUCCCGGAUUCGAUGAAUACGAAUAACUGCAGCUUCUCGCAGGUUCGCUGCACAGCGAAUAAGGCUCCGGUUUGCAUCAAAACACCAAAGAUUUGCGACAUCACCGUCGAUUGCGACGAAGAUGAGGACGAGACUCUCAACUGCGACAAAAUCCCGUUCGGUGGCAGGUGCGAUUUCGAAAGCGGCUGGUGCGGCUGGCAGAAUUAUGGCAAUGCAAUACUGUCGUGGGCGCGCCAUACAGGUCCAACGCCAACGGAGAAAACUGGACCGGAUAUGGAUCACACCCACGAGGGAACCAACGUGACGGGUUACUACAUGUUCGUCAACAUGAACCAACACGCAAACGACAGCGAGAAGAAGACUCUGGUGGGCCUCGCAAGUAACGCCAUCAUGAACAGCGUUAUUUUUAAUCCUCCACCGCUGGUGCACAGCAAUGUGUCCUCGCCAUAUCGGAACUCCUGCGUGGUUCGCUUUUACGUCCACCAAUACGGCAUGAAUCCCGGAAGCAUCAAUCUAUCCAGCGUGGAAAUUAAGGAAAAAGAGAACGUUACCACCACACUCUGGUGGAGCUCCAAAAACCUAGGCGAGGAUUGGGUCCGGGAGGAUAUUGUUCUACCAAAUAUUACCACAAAAUAUUACCUUCAGUUCGAGGCACGCAUGGGAAUGCGUAUCUUCUCGGACGUAGCGAUCGACGACUUUUCGCUAAGUCCCGAAUGCUUCGGGCUUAACAUUCCCGCCGAUCAUCUGCAGGGAUACAACUACUGGGAUCCACGAAUCGGCGGGAUCAAACAGCCGCACAAGGACUUCAACGGGAAGUCUUAUAUCGAGCUCAAUACGUGCGGUGCGAAGGGGCAGCAUGGUCCAACUCCGGCUGAUUGUCUGGUUUCGUACAACAAUACCGAAGCCUUCAACGCCAUCAACGUGAUCGAUAGUCAUCCUUUCAAGGGAAUUCAAGCAUGGAAGGUUCCCAACGAGGGUUACUAUACGAUCAUCGCCAAAGGAGCCGGUGGCGGUCUCGGCUCGGGUGGAGUUGGGUCAUCCCGAGGUGCGCUGGUGCUGAGCGUGCUGGAACUGCACAAGGACGAGGAAAUCUACAUUCUCGUCGGACAGAGCGGGGAGCACGCCUGCAUCAAAUCGAUGGGCUAUCGGGAUGAAGCUUGCGAGCCCCGGAAUAAGCAAUACUCGAAAGAGAUGUACACCUCCAAGACGCAGCAGGUGAAAAAUACAGUGAUUGAGGAUGGCGCUGGUGGCGGUGGAGGUGGAACCUAUGUGUUUUUGCUCAACUCUGCUAACACCGCUGUUCCUCUGCUGGUAGCCGGAGGAGGUGGAGGACUUGGCGUUGGUCGGUAUCUCGAUGAGGAUAUUCAGCAUGGUAAAAAGUUUUUGUUGGGUAAGAAGGAUGUUUCCGGAACAGCUCAUUCCGAUUUGGAACGUCAUGCUGGUCCCGGAGGAGGUUGGCGUGCUCAAGCUGAUAUGGGCUUAGACCCGAAGUAUGGUGCAUCGCUGCUGGAAGGCGGUCGCGGCGGUUUGCCAUGUUAUCCGCCCCGUGGCACCCAUGGACAGGGUGGCUUCGGUGGUGGCGGUGGAGGAUGUGACACUGGUGGGGGUGGAGGUGGUUUUUCCGGUGGUGACACGAUGAUCAACUCUACUAACGGCCAGGGUGGAAGUUCUUUUCUGGCGUCCAAACGAAACGUUCCGGAACUGUCGAUGGAGCAUUCCGGAGUGAACAGCGGACACGGAGCGGUUCUAAUCAUUCCUGCCAUUCAAGGAUGUGGGUGCGAUUAUCGGUGUGUUGCGCUGGAUGAGUAUCGAGCCAUGGUUGGCUGUAUUUGCCCGGAUGGUUGGACGCUUAAACCUGAUAAUUAUACUGCUUGUGAAUUACAAACUGAAGAUGAUGAAAUGAAGUACCUAAUCAUGUUCUUUAUAGCCGUUGUGAUAAUUUUAUGUGCAGCAUUGGCUGGUCUAGUACUCAUUUUAUAUAAUCGCUAUCAACGCAGACGACAAGCUGCUCUCCGGCAUAAGAUGUUACUGGAGCAGGAUCUACAGUUAAGCCGCUUGCGUAGCACAACGGACGAUACGGGACUGACCAACUUUAAUCCUAACUACGGUUGUGACGGAAUUCUGAAUGGAAAUGUUGAUGUCAAGAGUUUACCGCAGGUGGCUCGCGAAAGUUUGCGGCUUGUCAAGGCUCUCGGACAGGGAGCAUUCGGUGAGGUCUACCAAGGUCUGUACCGACACCGAGAUGGGGACGCUGUCGAAAUGCCGGUUGCCGUUAAAACUUUACCGGAAAUGUCCACCGGCCAGGCUGAAUCGGACUUCCUAAUGGAGGCUGCAAUCAUGGCCAAAUUUAACCAUCCAAAUAUCGUUCACCUUAUAGGGGUCUGCUUUGAUCGGCAUCCCAGAUUUAUCGUGCUUGAGCUUCUGGCUGGCGGAGAUCUAAAGAACUUCCUACGGGAAGGUCGAAACAAACCUGAACGUCCAUCUCCUCUGACGAUGAAAGACCUGAUUUUCUGUGCCCUAGAUGUGGCUAAGGGCUGCCGCUACAUGGAGAGCAAGCGCUUCAUACAUCGUGACAUAGCCGCUCGUAACUGUCUGCUCAGCAGUAAGGGUCCAGGUCGAGUGGUCAAGAUUGCCGACUUUGGUAUGGCACGCGACAUCUACCGGUCGGACUACUAUCGGAAGGGUGGUAAAGCGAUGCUGCCGAUCAAGUGGAUGCCUCCGGAGGCUUUUCUGGACGGUAUCUUCACCUCAAAGACUGAUGUAUGGUCGUUCGGUGUACUGCUCUGGGAGGUAUUCAGCCUUGGUUUGAUGCCAUACACCGGACUGCCAAACCGUGAUGUGAUGCAACUAGUCACCGGAGGAGGUCGCCUUGACGCUCCUCCCGGUUGUCCGAAUGCUAUUUACCGCAUAAUGGCCGACUGUUGGAAUCCAACACCGGAAGAGCGUCCAACGUUCUCGAAUCUGCUGGAACGACUGACAACCUGCACCCAAGAUCCGGAAGUAAUGAACGCUCCAUUGCCAAGCUUCUUCCGGCCUCCGUCAAACGAGCGGGACACUACGAUAAUGAGACCCCCCGGAAACGACGACUUCUGUCUCCAGGUUCCCAACUCAUCGGACUAUCUGAUUCCACUCCCUGGACCACGAUCCGUGGCGGAGCGGCUACUCAGUGAAGCUACCGGUGUGACAAUUCCCGACUCGAUAGUUACGUGCACUCCACCGAAGACCGCAUCGCCCAGAAUAAUGAACGGACCCCAGCAGUUGGAGGAGGGAAAGUGUUGGGAAACCUCUUUCAUUCGAGAACAUCCCACAGUGGUUACUUCGGUCACUACAAUGCCGACCCAAGAUCCUACCAUGUUGGUGAAUGAAAAUGGACCUAUCGAACCGCAUGGCUGCCCAGGAGUGCCCGAUAAAUUGAUAUCGCUAGACACUCCUCAGCAGACUCCAACCAGUAUUCAGCCGCCGAUUUCGUUUAGCACACCGAUGACAAACCUGCACGGUAACCCCAUGGUGGUACCGUCCGCCAUUGCGAUGGGUGUUCCACACAAAACCGUCCAUUGCAAUGGUAAUGGAAUGAACGGAAAUGGGAUCGCCAACGGGAAUGGUUCCAGCAAUGGAAGCCACAACGGACACAAUCAAAUUGUGGUACCGCCACCGCCGGUGUCGGACGAUCAAAUCGAAACGGCCAAACUGUUGAACAGUAUUCCCCCACCAAUUACGCUGGAUCCAUCGACGUUGAACAAGCAGCAACCUGGGGUGGGAGGAACUUCCUACGCCAACAUCCGAAUGAUUAACGCCAAUAACCUGACUAAUGGGGAGCUAGGUGAAAAGCUGGCCGGUGGACGGGGUAAUGGAGGUGGUGGAGGCGGAGGCGGUAACCAUCAUCACAGCAACAGCAGUGGCAGCGAUAAGAGCAAUGACACCCGGACUACGGCUUUCACGAUCCAGACCUUCAGCGAUCGGUACAUAAACCAGGAAAACCAUUCGGAGAUAAGCUGCUAAGAUGGUGGAAAAGAUAACAUUUGUCCUGGGAAUAAUUCCUCACACACACACACACACACAUACACGCUGCGCAAGAACUAUUUUAAAAAAGUGUUACGAUAAAACAGGUGAGCAAAUUCUCUUGGUGGAACAAACCAAAUACCUAACCCAAUUAAGAAUACAGAUAGAUUUUACAUAUAAAUGGAUUACACAAAACCUCCUGCGGGAGGUUGCUAAAGCUUAAGAACAUAAAACUACUAUUGGUGAUAUCACUAAUUUAACAAAGUAUUUCGUAACGAAAAACUAGUGUAAAUAGACGAGGAUUUUUUUUCUGUUAAAGAUAACCGAUGGUUGCAGCUGCAGAAGCUGACACAAAUUAGUCCUAUUUAGCGUAUUAAGUAAAUAAGCUCUAAAUGAGACAAAAAAAAACAUAUAUAUGUUAUCCGCGCUAGAUGUGUAAAAAAAACAUUGAGGCAGGGUAUAGGCAAGUUAGGGCAGUGCUGUAGAACAAGUUUUGAUAGGGUUGAGGGUGAAUGAUGUAAAGAUGAACGCGUGUCGUGGUCAAUCGCGGAGGUGCUCUGUAGAACUUUCAACGAGAAUGUUGGUUUCGAUUCUUUUAUGUGAAUAUAUAGCGCUAUAGCUACUCAGCAAGUGAGCAUAGAUCGAGGAUAGGCUUUUUUUCUCUAAUUUAUAAGUACGCUCAAUUUUUUGACUCUCAUAUGCAUUAUGAGUAGUGGCAUAAUUUAGAUAAAUGACAAUUUUGGGGAUUUUAUUGAACUCCGGUUAUUGACUUAAAUGCAACUGCAAGCAUAAUUGAAACGUUAAGAUUAUCGAUAGGUUUUUAGCUAAGUCGCUGUCGAAAAAUGGAUAGUUAGCCCGUUGCAAAUGUGAAUGUAUAUUUGGCUUGCUGCAAGCCACCCACCCCCUGUUUGGCUGCGAUGUUCGACAACAGAUAACUUUGCAUUUGCUCAAUCGCUUUGGUUCAGUUAACUGUAGGUAAGGCUGGCAUUAACUAAUCUGUAUCUCAUGACAUUUGGAAUGUUUAGUGGUGAAAAAAUAUUGUCCAUUUGUAGUUAAGGUUGCUGAAGAUAUUUGCCUGCGGAGAAAAAUGUAUUUUAUAAAUGUUACAGGUUAUUAUUAGCUCAUAAAUUUUAUUCAUUUUGUUCGGAUUUCGAAGCCAGUUAAAAUAAUCAUUAUGAAGUAGUCAAUAGUUUUCAAGCAUUAAGUUCAAGUUGCUUAUGACGUUUAUAAAACAACAUUUAAUUAUUUUAAAUACGAAACAAAUGUCAUCUUUACUUUUACUUUCCAUACAUACCGCAGGAGUAAAUCAACGUCAUAAAAAUCGUCAAUCUAAAAAUAGUAUUUGUUGAUUUUACAUUUUCUGACGAAGGCAAGUCCUUAUAACCGUUACAGUGUUAUCAAAUAUUUUAUCAGGUCAAUUUGUAGCUUCAGAGAUCAAUAUUGUUAUCCGUUUAAAUCGCAAAUAUUCCACCAGUCAUUCUCAUAAUCUGUGGAAAAUAUCUUCAGCAAUACACAUCAUAACUGCCUCCCGACAAAGUUUUCCUCAUUUUGUUUUUGAGACUUUCGACAAAUGCUUUGCGGAUAUCCAAACUUAUUUGCUCAAAAUGCAGUCAUACUAGUAGUAGCAUUCAACUAUGCUUUGAGCAUGAUUCAAUGACGAAUGUCCGUCUUUAAAAAAAUCAAACCGGUGAACGCGUAGCGAAACGUAUUUUUACAUGAAAAAGUAAACCAAAAGAAUUAUAAAUAAAGUAAGACGAACAGAAAUUAAGCAGCCACAACAAAUGAACACAUAUAUUCAGGUUAGUGAACAGAAAUUUAUUGUAGUUGCUACCUUACUCUUGUAUAACAAAGCGAAGAACACAAAAUUAAACAGAAAAAGUAUAAGCAACGAAAUUACUGUAAUUAUCUGAUUAUAACCCUCUCCUGAGUACAGCAGGGGAACACAGAUGCAUGAUCGAAAAGAUUACGCUAUCAUACUGUUAUAAACUGGCAUAAAAACAAAACAAAGUAAGCAGUGAAAUUCACAAUGGGCACUCAAACAGGAAAAAAACAAAAUUAAAACUGUGCUCUCUGUACGUGUUGAAGCGAAAAAAGAUUAACGCAAUCCAUGGGCAGCAUUUCAUAUUCUACUGAAUGUUACAUAUAGUGAAAAAAUGAAACCACAAAGCAAAGUAUUUCACUGCGCUGCGGUGCAACCGUUUAAACAGGAAAACAAACAAACCAAACCCUAUUGAAAAUUAACGUGUCUUCGUGUAUGGAUAAGUAAGAAAAGUUAUUUUUGUACCACAACAAAACUAACACACGCAGUCAUAACAAACACUUUCGUGAACAAAAGAAAAUUGUAAAAAAGGAAGAUCUACUGUAAGAUUAAAGGUGUCAAUAACAGCAAAAGCAUUUAAGCAUAGAUCACGAAUCCAUUUCAACGCAGCAAAACGAGCUAAGUAGAUCAUGAUAGUCCCAAAAGGUCACACUCAUACACAGACGAACGAAAAAAAACAUGCUGAACAAGGCAAGCAUUUCAUCGAUUACUUGGUCACACUCACACCCACAUUAAUGUAAAAAAGUGACCGGUUAAAGCUUGUAAUAUUAGGGGAAGAAAAAAAAACUAAUAUAUAAGCAAAAAUUUGUACACAAAUUAAUUUUGAUAGAAUUGUACAGGAUAAUCAGUUUAUUAAGAGGGGCAUACAGAGUUAAACAAAAUAACUGAACAGUUAGAUUCGGUAAUUGAGGUCGCCGGGAAUGUAGGAAGCAAACAGAAAAAAACGCCAAACUAGACGUAUGAGGAGCAGCUGUCGGUAAGUUUCGAGAAAGAAAUUUUUAUAACAAAACAACAGAUAAAACUAUAAAGAAAAUCUUAACCAAAAGAUAAAUGUAAAAAAAAACAAACGUAUGUUACCACAAUUUUUACCAAGUAAACUAAAAUAAAACGCUAAAUGUAUUGAAAGAUUGAACUUCGGUUCAGUACUGAGAUGCUUCAGAAGCAUUUCUCAACCCUCAAUUUCUGUCGGGUCCUCCGAUCCGGCGGAAGCGAGAGAGCGAAUGUUAAUAAUUGAUGAACAUUAUGUGUAAUCAAGUUCAACAAACGAACAAAAAAAAAGGCAGACGUUUAGUAAAACACAAACCAAUUGCUCUACUCUAGUUGAUAAAGAAUGAAUUUUGAUAAUUUUAGCAAAAUUUUCAACAAAUUUAUUUUUGUAUUGAAAAAUCAGACACAUACAGUGGCAGCAGUUCCGAGAAACUCGGCACUCGGACGGACUACUGAAUAAACUAAAUAUUAAAAAUACAGUUUUCAGUUAUUUCGCGAGCGAAAUAAAACCUUUACCAGUGGCAUGCAAAAAAAAAGAAAAACACCUGAAGCUAGUGUUUUAAGUUAAAACCCUAAACCACGACCGUAAUGAAGCCGCAUGAGAAAACAAGAAUGCUUUAAUUGAUAUAUGUAUAUAUAUAUACACACACAAGAAGAUGUCAUAAAAUGGAUAAAAAAUAACUAAAAUUCAAGAAGCAAAAAAAUAUGUAUGACAUAAAAAAACAACAAAAGAAUAUUAAUGUUAUUUAUUUAUUGAUAUUUAUGUAUAAAAAAAACAAAGAUGACAUAAAACAUACAACAGCAAAGUGAGACAAACUACGAGAAGGUGAAUCGUAAACACUACACACCCACACUCACGGGAAAAUGAGAAGGUUAGAUCAAAAAACAAUUGUUAUUAUAUAGUGACAACAGGAAAUUGAGACGGAAUGAUAGUGAGGAUUAAAGGAAAUGGAACCUUAUCAUAACUGACUAAUAAAUAAAUAAUGACGACA
Messenger RNA from Wyeomyia smithii (pitcher-plant mosquito), 10439 nucleotides. RefSeq names its product tyrosine-protein kinase receptor (gene Alk). Gene Ontology annotation, biological process: protein phosphorylation; cell surface receptor protein tyrosine kinase signaling pathway; multicellular organism development. Gene Ontology annotation, molecular function: transmembrane receptor protein tyrosine kinase activity; protein binding; ATP binding. The coding region runs from base 1359 to 6641 and encodes 1760 amino acids. Gene Ontology annotation, cellular component: signaling receptor complex; membrane. NCBI's taxonomy places the organism in Eukaryota, Metazoa, Arthropoda, Insecta, Diptera, Culicidae. The record is from RefSeq and is a predicted model, not a curated record. The transcript is spliced from 17 exons.